AUGAUGAUUAGGGUGAUGAAGAUGAAGAUGAUUAUGAAAAUGAUGAAGAUGAUUGUGAAGAUGAUGAAGACGAAGAAGAUGAAGAUGAUUACGAAGAUGAAGAAGAUUAAGAAGAGGGGGAAGACGAAGAAGAUUAAGAUGAUGAUGAAGACGAAGAAGAUGAAGAUGAUUAUGAAAAUGAUGAAAACGAAGAAGGUGAUUACGAAAAUGAUGAAGACGAAGAAGACGAUGAUGAUUUUGAAGAUGAUGAAGACGACGAAGAUGAAGAUGAUGAAGACGAAGAAGAUGAAGGUGAUGAAGACGAAGAAGAAGAAGAAGAAAAUUAAGAAGAUGAUGAGAACGAAGAAGACGAAGAAGAUGAGAAAAAAUUAA
Molecule: messenger RNA, 372 nt
Organism: Helobdella robusta
Lineage: Eukaryota; Metazoa; Annelida; Clitellata; Rhynchobdellida; Glossiphoniidae
Exons: 1
Coding region: 1-372 (123 amino acids)
Source: RefSeq, a predicted model, not a curated record